CACCAGGUGUCGCACUAACAUCAGAGUAGAGCUGCUGGUUAACUGGUGUCAGUGUGUUCUUGGUGUUCAGGAGCUUUCUAACAGGAGGCCUCAUUCAGAGUGAACAUGAGGAGCUGAUACAGACCUCACAGUUCAGUUGAUAAUAGCUCAGAGUCAGUAUGUUUAUUUAAUAUCCUUUAUUCAUAUCUCUUUGAGAAAAAUCUGAUGAGCUGUACAUUUUUCCUUUUAUGGUAACAGAGGGCAUCAUAAAGUCAGACCAACACAUGAAGGCUUUCUCUCUCUGGGAGUGUUUUAUACAACUUGGAGGUGGCCUCGUCAUCACUGAAAUAUGUAUCAGAAGCAGCGGAGCUGUGGGGCUGUGGUCUCCACAACUAUUUGACCAGUCUGACCAACACCUCUCUCUCUCUCACCACCACAGGGCGUAGGGCGGGGAGAGGAAGAGGAGGCUGGGAGCUGAUUGGUGGACUAGUCGGCCGGGACGACCGGAGAGACAAACUCCAGAAAAACCAGCCGGAGAGCUGCUGCUGCUGGCGCGCGGUGGAACGGUGGAACUCUGGAACGUCCGUGCGUAAAGAGGCAACAUUGUAUGCACGGUGGAACGUUCUAACGGUGGAACGGCUGUGCGUUAAGAGGAAACUUUGUAUCGACAUGAGGAUAUUCUGGAAUGCUUUUCUACUCCGAACACAAGAGACGGACUUAUAAGGAAAAAACGCAUCAUUCUUCAUUAUUUACUGCUAUUUUUUAGAGGAGAGGAGAGGAGAGAGGAGAGGAGAGGAGAGGAGAAGGAGAGAGGAGAAGGAGAAGGAGAACGAGAGAGGAGACGCUCACAGGAGCCCGCCAAUGCGCACCUUUUGUCGGCACUUCAAAGCAAGUUGUUAAGGUUUCUUUUUUGUGUCCUCGAGCUUCAGUAAGAGAAGGUGGCAUCAUGGCUGAGCACGAGAGCCUGGAGUAUGGGAAAGCAGAUUUUGUACUUUUGGACAACGUGUCCAUGGAGGAGUUCAUGACCAACCUGAAACUCAGGUUUGAGAAGGGGAGGAUCUACACCUACAUCGGAGAGGUGGUCGUGUCCGUCAACCCUUACCGCGCCAUGAACAUCUACGGCCGCGACGUCGUAGAGCAGUAUAAAGGCCGCGAGCUGUACGAGAGGCCGCCCCACCUGUUCGCCAUCGCUGACGCCGCCUACAAAGCCAUGAAGAGGAGGAACAAAGACACUUGUAUUGUCAUCUCAGGGGAAAGUGGAGCAGGAAAGACCGAAGCCAGCAAGUACAUAAUGCAAUACAUCGCUGCUAUCACCAAUCCCAAUCAGAGGGCUGAAGUUGAAAGGGUGAAAAACAUGCUGCUUAAAUCCAACUGCGUCUUGGAGGCCUUCGGGAACGCCAAGACCAACCGCAACGACAACUCCAGCCGCUUCGGCAAGUACAUGGACAUCAACUUUGACUUCAAGGGAGAUCCAAUCGGAGGCCACAUCAGCAACUACCUGCUGGAAAAGUCCAGAGUGAUUUUCCAACAGGAAGGAGAGAGGAGCUUUCAUUCAUACUACCAGCUGCUCAGAGGAGCUCCAGAUGCCCUGCUGCGCUCUCUUCACAUCCAGAAGGACCCGACAGCCUACAACUACAUCAAAGUUGGAGGUCAAAUUAAGUCUUCCAUCAACGAUGGCGCCGAUUUCAAAGCUGUAGCCGAUGCCAUGAAAGUGAUCGGCUUCACAGGGGAGGAGAUUCAGACUGUUUACAAGAUCCUGGCCACCAUCCUACAUCUGGGCAACCUGACAUUCGGGGUUGACGGUGAUGUGACCUUGAUAGAGAGCACGAAGCUGGUGUCCGUGAUCAGGGAGCUGCUGUCCACCAAAGAAGAGAACGUGGAGAAGGCCCUGCUCUACCGCACCGUGGCCACGGGUCGAGACGUCAUCGAAAAGCAGCACACGGCACAAGAGGCCGGCUACGGACGGGACGCUCUUGCCAAGGCCAUGUACGAGCGCCUGUUCUGCUGGAUUGUGGGACGAAUCAAUGACAUCAUUGAAGUGAAAAACUACGACGCCAGAGUCCACGGGAAGAACACCGUCAUCGGGGUGCUGGACAUCUACGGGUUUGAGAUCUUCCAGAACAACAGCUUUGAACAGUUCUGCAUCAACUACUGUAAUGAAAAGCUGCAGCAGCUCUUCAUCCAGCUGGUGCUGAAGCAGGAACAGGAAGAGUAUCAACGAGAAGGCAUCCCCUGGAAACAUAUUGAUUACUUCAAUAACCAGAUCAUUGUGGAUUUGGUGGAGCAGCAGCAUAAGGGCAUCUUCUCUGUGUUGGACGAAGCCUGUAUGAAUGUGGGCAAAGUUACGGAUGAGGUUUUCCUCCAAGGACUCAAUGGCAAGCUGGCCAAACACGCCCACUACACCAGCCGCAAGCUCUCACCAACUGACAAGAGUUUGGAGUUUGACAGAGACUUUCGCGUCCGUCACUACGCAGGAGAUGUGGUCUACUCAGUGGUGGGUUUCAUUGAUAAGAACAAAGACACUCUGUUCCAGGAUUUCAAGAGACUGCUGUACAACAGUUCUAACCCGGUACUGAAAGGGAUGUGGCCUGAGGGGAAACUGAGUAUCACUGAGGUCACCAAGCGUCCGCUGACAGCUGCAACGCUCUUCAAAAACUCCAUGAUCUCGUUGGUGGAGAACCUGACCUGCAAGGAACCCUACUACGUCCGCUGCAUCAAGCCCAACGAUGUCAAGUCCCCUCUGCUCUUCGAGCAGGAGCGCUGCCGCUUCCAGGUGGAGUACCUCGGGCUGCUGGAGAACGUCAGGGUGCGGCGUGCCGGCUUCGCCUACAGACAGACUUAUCCUCGCUUCCUACAGAGAUACAAGAUGAUCUCAGAGUUCACGUGGCCAAACCAUGACUUGCCAUCAGACAAAGAUGCGGUGAAGAAGCUCAUGCAGGGCUGUGGAUUUGACCAAGACGCGGCCUACGGCAAAACCAAGGUCUUCAUCCGCACGCCGCGUACCCUCUUCAGCCUGGAGGAGCAGCGAGUGGAGAUGGUCCAGAGAAUCGUCCUCUUCCUCCAGAAGGUGUGGAGGGGCGCCAUAGCCAGAAUGCGAUACCGGCGGAUGAGAGCGGCCCUCGUCAUCCUGCAGGCCUACCGACGCUACAAGGUGAAGUCGUACAUCCGCGAGGUCAACCGGCGCUUCAAAAACGUCCAAAACAUGAAGGACUACGGCCGGCAUGUGAAGUGGCCCACGCCCCCCAAAGUCCUGCGCAAGUUUGAAGAGGCACUCAGGAGCAUCUAUAACAGGUGGUGGGCAUGGACGCUGAUCAAAGGCCUUUCUCCAGAGGAGGCCCUGCAGGUGAGGGCCAAGGUAGCCUGUCUGGAGGCCCUGAAGGGCCACAGGGCCGACUUGGGGCUUCAGAGAGCCUGGGAAGGAAACUACCUGAAGCGAGACAGCCCCGACACAGCGUCAUCAUUCACUCUGGUUUCCAGCGAGCUGCAGCGGAAAGACAAAUUCAUGAGAGUUUUGUUCUCCUGCAACGUGCGCAAGAUCAACCGUUUCCACAAGGCGGAGGACCGGGCUGUGCUCAUCACUGAUCGCCACCUGUACAAGAUGGACCCCCUGAAGCAGUACAAACCCAUGAAGAGCAUCCCACUCUACAACGUGACGGGAGUGAGCGUGUCCCCUGGGAAGGACCAGCUGGUUGUGUUCCACACCAAGGACAGCAGGGAUCUCGUGGUGUGCCUGCAGGGCAUGGUGCCUGCCAAUGAGAGCCGCAUUGGGGAGCUGGUUGGAACCCUGCUUAGCCACUUCAAGAGUGAGAAGAGGAAGCUGCAGGUGAACAUCGCCAGUCCCAUCCAGUGCAGCAUGAGCGGGAGGAAGUGCACGGUCAUCGUCGAGCCCAAGAUCAACCAGUCGCAGCCGGACUUCACCAAGAGCCGAUCUGGUUACAUCCUGGCUGUUCCCGGCAACUAAAAGGAGCCGUCAGUGUCAGCUCAUUUCGAACCAGGCCAUGAUGAUGAUGAUGAUGAUGAAGAUGAUGAUGAUUCACCUCUGAUUUCUUUUUUGCAGAGCUGCUGAUAAUGUGAUGAUUCAGAUAGCAGCUCUGUAGGAGGAUUGUGGUAAUUGAAUCCUCGAUAUGCAAAGCCAUGCCAAAUUUGACCUGUUUUAUAGAUUUCUAUGCAACGUUACUAUAAACAGGAAGUGUACAAUACGCCUACAAGCAAGAUGUCAUUAGCUAAACAGGUUGUUUUUUAGUUUUUUUAAAUGCACUACAGGAUAAUCUCCCAAAGUGGUGUUCUUUCUUUUUAAAAAUCCAAAUUUCAAGUGAUUUGCUUUGUGCAAUAUUUACAUUAUUGUAGAUUGUGGUAGUCAAGGUGAGAGGAGAUUAUGCUGCAACUGUUCUCUGAACCACUGAUGUUGCAUAAUAGGAGAAAAAAUCCAAAGGCUUUGCAGGAGUUUAUAAUCCGUGCAGCGCCCCGUGCAGGAGCCCUUAAACCCUGAAACAUGAAGUAAGAUAUUUAUGUAUGUAUGACUCUGAUUUUUCAGAUACUCGAUUGAUUAUCUGCUCUAAAUUAGAAGACAUCACUUAUUGUGAUAUGUAUUCUAAGGAAUAAUAAUGUUAAUGACCUUAAUUGAAGACUUACCUACCUACACGGUAAAUGAAAGGAAAAUGCAGCGUCCACUUUGAGUUCGUUAAAUGUUUACAAUCGCAUAAUGAGAACAGCGAGAUGCGAUUCGGUGGUUCAGUCAGUGUCUGAGGCACAAACUCCAAAUUCAUUGUUAGUUUGUUAGAUGUUGAGCCGGAUGUGUUGAGCACAUCCUGAACAACCUGCUACAUGCAAAGUGUUAAAGAUCUAUUAAUUUAAAUCCUGCUUUGUAUACUCUCUACUGCAUUGUGUGUACUUUUUAUAAUACUCUAAUACUGCUUAUAUAUUAAAGGUUAGAAUAUACUUUAUAUGGCAGCACUUAUACUGCAUUUAGUACAAAAGAAGAUGCUAUAACUGACUAACAGAAGGCAAAUAUGAAGGCGAUAACCAAAGCAUUACCUUUCUCCAAGAUGUAUUUUGAGAUGGAAGACCUUAAAGGUGCUAAAUUUGAUAUUCAGAGUGUUAAUAUAGAAUCAAACAACUAUUGUCUAUGUAAAGAUAUAGAGGAGUAAUGUCUACCUGAGCAGAGAAUGAAGUCGCUCUCCCUCUGUGUGUGUUGGAAUACGAGCUUCUCUUUGCUUUGUUUACGUAGCUGGUCCGGCUGUGCGUGCAUGUGAGUGCAUGUGAGUCAACAAACACGUCACAACUCGUGAACUCUGAGCUUUCACUUACGAGGUCGUAAAUACCACAAGAGGGGGGCGUUCAUGUGGACUCUUCUCGUGAAACAUGACUCCAUUUGAAUGCACCGGUAGUACCAACAUUUUGGCCACUAUGCUUCACAGCCUGGUGCUCUUCCUGGGGGCUUGUGCCAGCCGCCGUCUCAGCCGUCUCCAUGUUGAGAGCCACGUGGAGGCAAUCCUUCAAUCAUAGAUAUGCUCUGAUUAUUGGAUUUAGCACCUUUAAUGCUGUAGUUUAGCAGAGUGUUGCUGGCCAGUACUGUGUAAUCCCACGUGAACUCCAGCCCCUGAACAUCGUCUCAUUUGCUGUCUUUGUGUUGAGUGAAUAGCCUAGUGACUUGUAGUGGUCCUUUGGAAUAGACUUCCAUUUGACAAAUAUCCUCUUCAUCAUAGAGAAAGCCAGUGUGUGUGUGUGUGUGUGUGUGUGUGUGUGUGUGUGUUGAUUAGCUCUUCUUAGCGCUCCUCUUCUUGGCUGUGAGACUGAGAGCCUGUCUAGCGACGGAGUGGAGACAGAGGGGUGUGAAGUCUGGAAUCAGACUGCUGCCCUAGUUUACCUCCCUGUCUAAUGAUGGAAAUGACUAUUUGGAGACUUGAUUUUCAUCUGCUCUCGCUAAACUCCCCUCGCUGCUCUCGAGCCAAAUCGCACCAAUCAAAUCAGCACUUGAACACUCAGAUAUAGCUUUGUUCUGUUCUCACAAGCUGUGUUGAACAUUUUCACUCUAGUUUUCACCCUUUGGUAAGAGUUGGCACAUUACAAUAUGUUCUUUUUCCAGCCGUUGCAAAAAGAAAAACGUCUGGCAGCACAGAAGCUCAUGGUGGAGAUGUCUGGCUUCAGACUGUGUGUCUAAUAUUAACAUCAAUCCACAGAUUGAGUACGUAAAGUGCAAAUAUCAGUUUGGUAACGCUUAGGCACCAAAACUACUUGGUUAGAUUUAGCCGCCCAAACUACUUGGUUAGGUUUAGUACUACAGGACACUCCUACUACGUGAUACAUCCUUGAAAUGGUCACAGUUUGGUUAGGUUUAGGCGCCAAAACCACUUGGUUAAGUUUAGGCGGCAAAACUAGUUGGUUAGAUUUAGUACUACAGGACACUCCUACUACAAGAUACGUCCUUGAAACGGUCGCAGUUUGGUUAGGUUUAGGCGCCAAAAAUACUAGCUUAGGUUUUGGCGCCAAAACUACUCGCUUAGGUUAAGGCGCCAAAACUACUUGGUUAGAUUUAGGUAAAUUGGGUGUGUCAUGUUGCCCGUACUUUGCCGUCAACUCCAUUGAUGUAUUAUAAGAAUUGACCGGACCCCAAGAUGGUGCCUAUUCAUACCAAUGAGAAUUGCUCACCUGGCGCCUAUGCCAAAAAAGUUUUCUAGCUUCCUGGUUUACUUUCGGGGUAUGUGGCCCACUGAAUAUGUGCAGUAGUGUUUCUCCCGCUGUCUCCUAAUGUACUAAUGAAGAUCAUAUAAUGUGGUUGAAAGCUCAAGAACAGCAAAUGAAUUUUUGCCUCUUUGCAAAGAAUGUCCUCGUUGUUGAAUUUGGAGGGAACGGAUGUAUAGAUGGAUGUUUUUGUUCGUUAAAUACUAAAAUGAACUGAGCAAAUGUACUUGAUUGUAGUGUCGUCAUGGUGACGUGACAGUAAAUGUCACACAUCCUGUAGGAAGUGUAUCAUCUCUCUGCCCACGGAGACGAGGCUGUGUAGUCUCGGAGUAAAGGCUAAGUAAAGACUGUGGGCUGAGGAGCGACAGACCUGGGUUAUGAACGGGAGCUCCCUCGGCGUCUGGCCUAGUUGAAGAGGCAGAGGCACUCUUGUCGACUUUACUCCAACGGGAAGAAAAAAACUUGUUAGCGAUCACUUUAGCCACAGCAGCGCGGCGCUCUAAUUGUUGUCUGAACGAGUCGUUUAUCUUAAUUAGUUUGCCCGUGUCUUUGGAGGAAGCGAAUCUCCGUUCUACCUCGCAGCUUUGUGGUGGCUGCCCUUGAUAAGACACUCGGAUGCAGGAGAGAGUUGUUUGGGGAAGCUGGUGCAUUCAUAGUGUGGAUUAAGGAAGUGACAUUGGUAGCAUUAAUAGAUGGAUUCUAAGCAGCGCAGCGGCAGUGUGUAUGACGAGUGUGUGAUGAGUGUGUGUGGACUUUAACACUGCAGCUCUCCAUAUCCUUCAGCAUGGUAAUCUCCCACAGGGCUUCUCCUCCUCGCGGCUCUGCUAUUCACCGCUCAUCAUUAGGAUGGACUCCGUGUCACUUCUCACUUCAGCGCUUCUCUCUUUCCUUUUCUUAAGGCAAAAGUGGAGCUGCUGAACAAAGCCUCGCCUGGCCUGCUCUUCUUCUUCUCUACUCCAUCUACUCGCUCUCCCUCCCUCCCUCCUUCCCUCCUCUCCUUCCUCUGUCAAAUCACUUCGCUCCUCGGCUGACUGUACCGUCCUGCAGGGCAGUGAAGGUUUUCCUAUUUUUUUAUUUCUUCCUUCUUCCCGUCCCAUGCCCAGGAGGCGUGGAAAUAAAGAGAAACUACACCAGCAAACAAGACAUGUCGAACAAUAGGAGUAUCAUAUAGCAACAAAAACAAAAAAGAUGAGAUGAAGCUGAGAAUAUUAACCUGAAAUGU
Messenger RNA from Sebastes umbrosus (honeycomb rockfish), 7882 nucleotides. It is a transcript of the gene myo1d, whose product is annotated as myosin 1D. The record is from RefSeq and is a predicted model, not a curated record. Lineage: Eukaryota; Metazoa; Chordata; Actinopteri; Perciformes; Sebastidae. Bases 926 to 3940 code for a protein of 1004 amino acids. The transcript is spliced from 22 exons. Gene Ontology annotation, molecular function: actin filament binding; microfilament motor activity; ATP binding. Gene Ontology annotation, cellular component: vesicle; microvillus; cytoplasm. Gene Ontology annotation, biological process: vesicle transport along actin filament; actin filament organization.